Messenger RNA from Oldenlandia corymbosa var. corymbosa, 561 nucleotides. NCBI's taxonomy places the organism in Eukaryota, Viridiplantae, Streptophyta, Magnoliopsida, Gentianales, Rubiaceae. The record is from the annotation of a GenBank genome assembly.
AUGGCAGAGGGAGAGGAACAGCAGGACAUGCCUCGGGAUGCGAAAAUCGUGAAAUCUCUGCUGAAAUCAAUGGGGGUGGAAGAAUACGAGCCUCGGGUCAUUCAUCAGUUCUUGGAGCUCUGGUACAGAUACGUUGUGGACGUACUCACCGACGCCCAGGUCUACUCCGAGCACGCCGGUAAAUCCGUCAUUGAUUCCGACGACGUUAAGCUUGCUAUUCAAUCUAAAGUCAAUUUCAGCUUCUCCCAGCCCCCUCCUCGUGAGGUUCUACUUGAGUUGGCUAGAAACAAAAACAAGAUCCCUUUACCAAAAACUAUCAAUCCAACUGGAAUUCCACUCCCUCCAGAACAGGACACCUUGAUUAGUCCCAACUACCAAUUUGCUAUCAGAAAGACUCAAACCAAGCAACCAGUUGAUGAAACAGAGGAUGACGAAGACGCUUCUGAUCCCAACCCCAACCCAAACCCAAACCCCAACCCUUCCCAAGAACAGAGGUCCGAUGUCUUUCAAGGCACUCCACAACGCGUAUCUUUCCCGCUUGGACCCAAACGAACAAGAUGA